AUGUUACCCAAUACCCCUAAUCGGUAUGACAGUGAUGAGUUGGUGCGUGCUGCAGAGUACGAACGUUUAGGAGGGCGUAUUCCAAAAAACUAUAUUAGAGCAAGAUUGCCGGUAUGGAGGCGUAUCAAGAUCCAAAUGUCGUUUCCAUCAACAAAAAAGUCUCCUGAAUCCGCAAUCUACGUUACUGAACGUGAACUAGCUGACGGUAAUGACAGCUUGCUUACCCCAAGCUCAUCUUCAGAUCCCACCACAGCGCCACGAAAGUCGAAACUCUCAACUUUUGCACUGCUAUUCAAGGGCCACAGAGCAAGACCAGAUCGCCGCGCAGACAUUCCAGCGCAGGCUAGAAAUAUGAUGUCACUCCUCUGA
Messenger RNA from Wickerhamiella sorbophila, 369 nucleotides. RefSeq lists its product as hypothetical. The record is from RefSeq and is a predicted model, not a curated record. Lineage: Eukaryota; Fungi; Ascomycota; Dipodascomycetes; Dipodascales; Trichomonascaceae. The transcript has 3 exons. The coding region runs from base 1 to 369 and encodes 122 amino acids.